This is a messenger RNA of Phragmites australis (common reed), 2017 nucleotides long. RefSeq names its product polygalacturonase QRT3-like. Gene Ontology annotation, molecular function: polygalacturonase activity. NCBI's taxonomy places the organism in Eukaryota, Viridiplantae, Streptophyta, Magnoliopsida, Poales, Poaceae. The coding region runs from base 204 to 1637 and encodes 477 amino acids. The transcript has 3 exons. The record is from RefSeq and is a predicted model, not a curated record.
CCCCACACACAUAUCAACGACUCUAUCUCCCUCUCUGAAGAGCAUUACCAUUUCAGCACCUAGGGGCAGGCACGCAAACAGUGCAACACAGAGAAAGAGAGAGGGAGGAGACAAAGGUGAGGAUGCCUGGACGCCAUUGAUGUCGUAGCAGAGAGGUCAGGUCAGGUCAGGUCCGGCACAGGAAACUAAGAGAGGAAGGGACCAUGGAGCCUGCAAGAAGGAGAGGAAGAAGCGGGGGCUUCCUGGUGCUUCUCGGGUCUCUGCUGCUUGCAUUGGCCGGCGGUGCAAGCGCGUGGCCUCACGACGGCACCGGCGGAGCGGUCGGAGGCGAGCGGCGGUACAGGGAUCUCGCGCUGAGGAGGAUUGGGAGCAUCAGGUCUUCGUUCGGGGCAAGAAGAGAUUUAGCAACGUCCUCGGCGGGCGCGCGGGUGUACCACGUGACGGACUACGGAGCGGACCCGACCGGCGCCGCCGACGCGACUGCGGCGAUUAAAAGGGCCAUCGCCGACGCGUUCCGGCCCCCGUCCAAUGGCACCAUGACUGGCGGCAUCCCCGACCUCGGCGGCGCAGAGGUGCACCUCGACGGCGGCACGUACCUCGUCAAGGGGCCCCUCACGUUGCCGGCUUCCGGCGGCGGCAACUUCAAGAUCCACAGCGGGUCGCUGCGCGCGUCGGACGAUUUCCCGACGGAUCGGUACCUGAUCGAGUUGUCGGCGACGGGCGGCGGCCGCAGCUACGACUACGAGUACGCGACACUGCGGGAUCUGAUGCUGGACUGCAACUACCGCGGCGGCGGCGUCACGGUGGUGAACUCGCUCCGGGUCGGCAUCGACAACUGCUACGUCGUGCACUUCCAGUCCGACGGCAUCGCGGUGCACGGCGGUCACGAGACGUUCAUCCGGGACAGCUUCCUCGGCCAGCACAUGACGGCCGGUGGCGACCCCGGCGAGAGGGGAUUCACGGGCACGGGCAUCCGGCUGGACGGCAACGACAACUCGGUCUCCGACGUUGUCAUAUUCUCCGCGGAGACCGGGAUCAUGGUCACCGCAGGCGCCAACUCCAUCUCCGGCGUGCACUGCUACAACAAGGCCACCGGGUUCGGCGGCACCGGCAUCUACCUCAAGAUCCCGAGCCUGACGCAGACAUGGAUAAGCAACAGCUACAUGGACUUCACCAGCAUCGUCGCCGAGGACCCCGUGCUGCUGCACGUGUCGGGCUCCUUCUUCCUUGGCGACGCCAACGUCGUGCUCAAGGCCGUCAACGGCGUGGCCAAGGGCGUGCAGAUCAUCGGCAACCUCUUCAACGGGCGGGACAAGGGCGUCGACAUUGUGCAGCUCGACGGCAAGUUCGCCACGGUUGAGCAGGUGUACGUGCAGCAGAACUCGGCCACCGGCAUGACGCUCAAAUCGACGUCGGCGCGCGAGUCGAUGGACGGCAACGGGACCUCGUGGACGGUGGACUUCUCGCCGGUGCUGCUGUUCCCGGACCGCAUCGAGCAUGUCCAGUACUCCCUGGUCACUGGCGACGCAUUCCCGGGGCACACGCUCCGGAACGUGUCCGGCAACCAGGUCGUCGUCGCCACGGACAAGGCCGUGUCGGCGACGGUCCACGUGCUGGUAGACCAGAACAGCAACUGAAGUGGGCCGAGCGCGCGAGCGCCGCAGCUGCAUGCUCGUGCGACCGCGAGCAAGGCGUGAUUCGUUCGUUUGUUCUCGCAAGAUUCAUCCAUUCAUGUUGUCGGGGAGAUGGCACUGGUUUCCUUUCCCCUCGAAAAUGCUCCAUAAUGGAUCAUUUUUUUACUCUUAAAUUUCUCAAAAGCACGAUUAAUUUGAGCAAAAUGCAUUUCUUAACCACUUGAAAAGAAUUCGAGCUCUGACAGUACACCAGGACAAGCUAAAGCUGUUCAUAAUUUCACGACACUUUCUGAAAUCCGAGCAUAGACAAAAAUAAAUAAACAAUCAUAGAUCAUUCGCUUGCAGUAGAUCUUAGGUGACAUGAUCCAUACCUGGCCGGUCUA